UUCCGAGUUCGAAUCCCACCCCUUCAGAAUUGACUGGAAUAGAGUAUAAAUACCUAGAAGAUAAUAGAGAAGGUGGGGAAACUUCUAGAUUUUGCAGUAGUGGUCAUCAAUUGUGGAGCAGUCACAUCGAAGGCGGCGAAACAAGCGGUGAAUUGCACACAGAUCCCAAACCCACUGCAUUUCUACACGCGUACUUUCAACAUUAAAUUCCACAGGCCGAUCUGGCCAAAAUUGCAAAGUAGCGGUGCCACGCUUUUCGAAAUUAGGUUUAUAAAACAUUGGGCAUGACUGUGGGAGAAAUACUUGUUGCAAUUUGAUAACUCGAAUUUUCUGCCGUGUCUUUGUUGUACGGGGUGUGAUCUGAUAUUCAUUUGACACACAGCGACCUCCGAUUUGAAGCUUUUUGAACUGUGAAUUUGGAAUCUUCGAUUUAGGUUGUCUGCACUUACAUACUAUGGCAGAAACGGACCAGGUAGAGCAAGAGAGGAGGCUCAAAUAUUUGGGGUUUUUUCAAGUUGCGGUGUUGAGGGCUACGGCGUGAGUGACGAGCUUGUACGACUAUGCAAAGGAAAAUUCGGGUCCGUUGAAGGCGGGCGUGGAGACGGUGGAGCAGACCGUCAAGACUGUUGUGGAGCCUGUUUAUCUCAAGAUCCACGGGAUGCCCUCUGAGCUUCUUUACUUAGUUGAUAACAAGGUCGAUGAUACAAUCUGCAAGGUAGAUGAGUAUCUGCCUCCAACAGUGAAGCAGGUAACAUACCAAGUGUACGACAUAACAAAACAAGCACCAUCUAUUGGAAGAUCUAUUGUCAGUGAACUGCAUAGUAAUGGAAUAAUUGGAACAGUAAGUCAAAAAACGAAGAUUUUGUACUCAAGAUAUGAACUUGCUGUCAAUUACGUGUAUGUUAAAUAUGAACCAAUUGCCGAGCAAUGGACUCUCUUUGUAUGGGACAAGCUCCUCAAGCUUCCACUGUUCCCCCAGCUUGUUCACAUCUUUAUCCCAACAGCUACAUAUUGUUCUGAGAAAUACAAUCACGUCGUUCUGUGUUUGGCUGAUAAUCAGUACCAAAUAGCAGCUUUUCUACCGUUAGUGCCUGUUGAGAAAAUCAAGAAAGCAUUGGAGAGGAGUUUGGAAGCAAACGAGGCAAGGAAUAUUGAGACAUCUGCUACCACUUAACAUGAAAUCGAUUGUGACACUACUGUUAUCAGGGUUCUUGAGUAGUAGAAAGAAUGUCCCCUUGUUUAUGCUAAGAUAGUGGUUAGCCCUAUCAACCACUAUCUUGUCUAGUUCAAAGCACUUCGUUUUCUUUUCAGAGUUGGAUUCUUGUCCAAGUGGUUUGAAAAAUUGUGUAUAUUCCUAGUCUGUUGUGCAAUUGGUAUCAACCACUAUCUUGUCUAGUUCAAAGCACUUCGUUUUCUUUUCAGAGUUGGAUUCAUGUCCAAGUGGUUUGAAAAAUUGUGUAUAUUCUUAGUCUGUUGUGCAAUUGGUAUAUACAUACAUUCACAAAGCAAACUUGGCUAC
Messenger RNA from Cryptomeria japonica (Japanese cedar), 1519 nucleotides. Its product is annotated as stress-related protein. The transcript has 3 exons. Lineage: Eukaryota; Viridiplantae; Streptophyta; Pinopsida; Cupressales; Cupressaceae. The record is from RefSeq and is a predicted model, not a curated record.